UAAAAAGACAGGUACGAAAGUUUUGUAACACAUUUCGAUACGGAUCGUGCAUGACAUGCAUGAUGUAACUUUAUCGAAAUUUCUGAGGACAGUUCUUUAUGACAGCAUCAGGCCUCCCAGCCUCAUCACCAUAAACUUUCAACAGAAUAUAUCGACAGAAAAGACUCGAUAAUGUCUACAUCACUGAUUCUGGUUGGCCUUGGAUUGGCUGGGGCUGCGUAUGUGGGCCGUCUUGCUAUGCAAACUGGACGCUUAGUUCAACAGAAUGCUCAUAAGAUUCCAAAACCGACAUUUAGCAGUUACUACAAAGGCGGCUUUGAUCCCAAGAUGUCCAAGAGAGAAGCCAGCCUCAUCUUGGGUGUCAGCCCAUCCGCAUCCAAAGUGAAAGUCCGAGAAGCUCACCGGAGGAUAAUGCUGUUAAACCACCCAGACCGAGGAGGCUCCCCAUAUUUAGCAACAAAGAUCAAUGAAGCCAAAGAUUAUCUGGAAGGACAGUCCAAGAAGUAAAAAAAAAUGAACUCAUUGACCUUUACAUGAACAUUUGCAUUGUCAAAUUGGAACAUUGAAAGUUCUAAUCUUGUUAAGUGCAGCCAGAGUUGAGUGCCUUUGAAUAUCAAUGCACGCAGCCAAGGGAACUAUGACGACUCUGAAUGAAAUUAUGAAUAUCCUCAAAAUGCGGAUUCAAUCCACUUGUGAAUAAGUGGCAGACAGGCUUUUGAGUGCCAUCUAUGCAUUUCUACAUGUGUUCUCAAUAGUAAAGUGACCCAAGGCAUCAAGUUCACUUAACCGAGAGUUCUGUAAAAUCACAUCAGAGUAUAAUGUGCAUCAAAAAAUAUGGUGACCGUAAUAGGUUACAUGUACACAGCAAAAAGCAUGCGCACUUCACAGGCAGAAUUUGUUAAAGUGACACCACAGCGGAGUUCUCCAUUCGUCUGCCAGCCUACCACACGUCUACCCUUUUACUGUUAGGUCUAAAGUUAGCAUUUUUCUGCUAACCAUCGUAAACAGUGCUCAUCCCCUCUGAACAAGUGCAAGUGAGAAUUGAUUUACCAUUGGUCAAAGUCUGUGUGUCAAGCGGGCUUCCAUAGUUAUGGCUAUGUCCAUUGUCGGCUUGUUCCAUGUACAUGUAGUUGUAAUCUGUCAAGACCUAUACAAUGGCUCUAGACUUGAGAUGUGUCUAAAGUUACAGUGUUGUCAAGCAGUGUUGAAACACUGCUUGACUCGGUGGACUGCAAAAAGUACCCCCCUCAGUGGUUACAAAGAGGGAGGUAAGAGACUACUUGAAUGGUCACUCACACAGACACAACUGGUUUGUGCACAUUUGGAUAAUUCCCACGUACUUCAUGGCAUGUGCAUAUUGGUUCUAGUGUAUAGUGUGCCCCUCCCACUGCAGCUUUAGAGAGUGGUAUUAAAGUGCAUGCCAUUUACUCUUAGUGUACGGAGUCCAUAUGCUGCAACUAUGGUGAGAUGCAACACUGAGAUGCUGUCACUUUCACUGUCAUCUGGCACUGUACGAGACUCACCACACAAUCAAGAGCUUACUACAACGUGGUGAAGUGGUGCGCCAAGACCCUCCCAAUAAAGUUAACGUUUGGUUUUCUUUGAAA
Patiria miniata (bat star) is the source of this 1607-nucleotide messenger RNA. RefSeq names its product dnaJ homolog subfamily C member 15-like. The transcript is spliced from 6 exons. Gene Ontology annotation, molecular function: ATPase activator activity. Gene Ontology annotation, biological process: protein import into mitochondrial matrix. Bases 172 to 507 code for a protein of 111 amino acids. The record is from RefSeq and is a predicted model, not a curated record. Gene Ontology annotation, cellular component: PAM complex, Tim23 associated import motor. NCBI's taxonomy places the organism in Eukaryota, Metazoa, Echinodermata, Asteroidea, Valvatida, Asterinidae.